AAGAGGUCGCAACUCGCGAGAGGGUUUCGGGUGGCACAGCCUCUUUUUCGUCGAGAGGGCCCGACUACGCCCCGGCUCCAGGCAGUACGUAAGCCACACCACCUCACAAGCGACCCAAGACUCCAGCGAAGUCGCGAGAUCCUGCUGCCUGCAGUAGCCUGCGGGACAUCAUCGGUCCAGCAAGCGAGACUUGUGCGCCCAUCCACCCAUAGAGACAGACCCAUAUGUCGAGUGCAGACUGUGCUGUGCUGCGUCUGUCGAAGUGGGCCUUGGUCCUUAUCAUCUCUCCCUCAUCAAUUCCACUACCCCACAAUGGCCAUUGCCAUCGUCUCUGUUCCACAUGUAUUUAUAUAGCCCACAAUCAGUUCAACCAAGUCAAGUAUCUUUCAGACCUGUUGCACCAACCGCCAACGGAUUGUCAGAAGUCCAAUCAUCACACUUGCAAGCCCUCUGCAAUCAGGCACUAUGACCAACAACAACACUCUGACGACCACCGAGACAGACCUCGCGACAUUCGCGAAUGCGGAUGCCAGUGACAAUGCGACUACGGCCAAAGUGCCGGUCAAGCCAAUCACCAAGCCUCCGUCGGAUGGAAUUAUCAAGAUUCAGCCGCUUCGCAAGCAGGAUAUGCAGCCAACCUUUGCGCAGGAGCUUGGAGCUGCUGACGUCAACUAUGGAUUUUACGGCGCCAUGAUUAACUGCUUGGGAACGAUUGCGGGCGGCCUGGGUCAAAUUCCGUGCUGCUUCUGCUGCCCAAACCCAUACAAGGAGGUCCCGCAGGGGUCGGUCGGUCUCAUCACUCGUUUCGGGCAAGCUAUUCGCAGUGUUGACCCUGGUCUUGCGCACAUCAAUCCUUGCUCCGAGUCGAUCAAGAUCGCUAACGUCCAGAUCCAGCUCAGUACUUUGCCGAGGCAGCAGGUGCUUACCCGGGAUUCUGUCAAUGUGGAAAUAGACUCAGUCGUCUACUACCACAUCUCCAAUCCAUACAAAGCUAUCUUCGGCGUUGCAGAUGUGCGUCAAGCGCUGAUUGAGCGUGCACAAACCACGUUACGCCACGUCGUCGGCUCCCGUAAUCUGCAAUCUGUAAUCUCUGACCGCGAGGCGGUUGCGGCUGAGAUUCAAGAGAUCGUCGAAUCCGUCUCAGAGCAAUGGGGUGUCACUUGCGAAAGCAUUCUCAUCAAGGACAUCAUUUUGUCUCACGAGACGCAAGAAUUGCUAUCGAGCGCUGCGACGCAGCGACGCAUCGGAGAGAGCAAGAUUAUCGGUGCCAGGGCUGAAGUCGAGGCUGCGAAACUGAUGAGGCAGGCCGCCGACAUUCUCGCAAGCCCUGCAGCCAUGCAGAUCAGGCAGCUUGAGGCUCUACAAGCCAUGGCAAAGAGCAGUGCGUCCAAGACGAUAUUCGUUCCAAUGAACCUGGAUUCUAUGGGUGGCGCUUCGAUGACGGAUGCCACAAGUGCUCAAAUUACCGCUAGUGGGGUCGGUGGACGCAGCAGCAAUGCCAACUACAAUCUCAGAGAUAUUGCCACCAUGAACCAGCUCGCCGAGCAGCGUUGAGCUAGCGUUAGUCUUGGUCCCAUGCACAGCCUUUUGGAGACCAUCUACUGCUACGCAACGAGGCUCUUCCUGGUCGCCCUCACUUGGCGCCUCCUGUACGAACUUUGGUCGACUUGAACAUACCAUUUGUAGUAGUACUGAAGCGGCCUUAGCAACUACGGACCCGCAACGUGGCCUUUUGAAACCAUUUCAGCCCUGGGGGUUUUUUUUUGUGGAACCAAUGCGCGUUGCACGGGUAAUGUACAGUACUGCAUCAAUGAAGAAGAAAUCAUCGG
Molecule: messenger RNA, 1829 nt
Organism: Tilletiaria anomala UBC 951
Lineage: Eukaryota; Fungi; Basidiomycota; Exobasidiomycetes; Georgefischeriales; Tilletiariaceae
Exons: 4
Coding region: 466-1554 (362 amino acids)
Cellular component (GO): plasma membrane
Source: RefSeq, a predicted model, not a curated record